This is a messenger RNA of Cynara cardunculus var. scolymus (artichoke), 1336 nucleotides long. RefSeq lists its product as uncharacterized. Lineage: Eukaryota; Viridiplantae; Streptophyta; Magnoliopsida; Asterales; Asteraceae. The coding region runs from base 278 to 1240 and encodes 320 amino acids. The record is from RefSeq and is a predicted model, not a curated record. The transcript has 3 exons.
GUGAAAUAUGCAUUAGAAAUCCCAAACAAAUCGUGAAUUUUCAAUUAGGAAUCCCCAACAAAUCUUCAAGUUUGAGUACCAAAUGAUGGCAAAUCAGUAUGCAAUAAUCGAGGAUUUAUACCCCUUUUAGCUUCUCUUUGCGACCCAAGAACAAGAAUCCAAAGAAAUCGACAGAAAACAUCACCGAAACAGCAGAAAAUAAAGGAUUUCGAGGAAGAGGUUCGCGUUCUGCAUUAACAACGAACUAAGGUAUGGAUUGAUUUGGUAGCCUGUGCAAAUGAAAUCGAACGUAGAUGAAUAUGACGAAGAACAUUCAAAGGCUACACAUCUGGAAGAAGAAUCAUCAAUGAACAAGGAGCAUAAUAUGGAAGAAUUCGACAGUGAAGAAGACAAAGCAAUACCAAGUUGUCGUUGCAAUGUAACAGCUGAUUUGCAACAUGGUAAUGAGAUAGAGACUUCUGAUGGAUCAAAGUUUUGGAUUCCUAAGGUAGAAGAUGAUGUAAAGCCAAUUGUUGGAUCAGUAUUCCAGUCACUGGAUAAUGCUAUUGAGAUGUAUGCAAAUUAUGCACAGAAAGGAGGGUUUACGAUUAGACGGUCAACACAGAAAACGAAACGUGACGGGAGUGUGAUAUUGAAGUACAUAUUGUGCAGUAAAGCCGGUGUUGUAGAAAACAAACGACAACAAAACAUGAGAUUUCAAAGAACCGGAUGUAAAGCAUGUGCAAAAUUCAAGGUUAUUCCUGGUACGUCUACAUUUCGGUUAUAUAGUUUUGAAGAUAAACACAACCAUGCAUUGAUUAGGAAAGAGGACACGAACCUUACAAGGACAAAACGAGAGUUUGAAGCAAGUAAGCAUUGUGACAAACUCGCUCAUGAUGCAUAUUCGGUAGUGGACUAUUGUAUUGGUAAACUGAGUGACGAUAAGGAGAAACUUGCGCUUUUUGUAAAGAAAAUACAAGACUUGAAGAAUGAGGUAGAGACGGGUUUUCUCAAUCAGCCGGCGCACAAGAAAGAAGACGACGUUAAAGGAUCGUUUAUUGGAAUCUCGAAACCAGAAGUUGUUGAAACUCCCAGUCCUAUAGGAAUUAGAAACGAAGGGUGCAGUAGUGAGAAAAGAUUGGAAGGUUCGAAUGAGAAAGUCGUAACCGAAAGUUCCAAGUUCGAUAGAAUGUGCAAACGAUGUUGGAAAACCACGGGACACGACUCGAGGAACUGCCCUUUGAAAAAUGUAACAGAAUAGAGAUGUUCUUUUUUAGCAUGGGAUUAACGUUACUUUGUUUUGAAUUUGUUGUCAUUGACCAUCUUAGAUUCAAAUUUUAUAUCAAUUGUACUUUUU